AUGAUAUGGGAAGCAGUGAGUUUUUUUACGCUUAAGGUAAAACCUUAUGUGGGCAGACUACGUCACAUUAGCAUAGUUUUUUUUAUACUUUGGAUAGUUGAUUUAUUUUUAAGCAUUUAUUGUGAAUCUUUGGUUCUCAACGUUAAUGCAUAUAUUGUAUUUAAUGUCUGGGUAUCACUUGCUGGAGCUGCAAUGUUGCACCACUAUAGCAGUAGUAGUUUGACUCUUCCAGAGAAGGUGGGGACAAAAAGUCUGCAAGUAACGCCACGCGGUAAUAAUCGCGUAAAAUCCAGGGAAACCUCUCCAUUGAGGGUAUCUGUUGCUGCCGAGAUAACUGAGGGGUUUUGCUUUGGGGUUAAUCGACUUCAUGUAUUGAUUUGUUUUGGUGCUGCUGUGUUCGUUGUCUUUGGCUGCCUUGCGUUAAUUGGCGAGUCUCUUCACCACGCCCUGCAUCCGCCGGACACCUCGCCGCUGCUGCUUCUCACAGUGGGCAUCGCCCACGUUCUCCUCUUCACGUACUACGCAGCGGAGAUCGACGCCUAUGAUCACAUCAGUGGACAGCCCCGCACUCUCACCGCGUUGAGGUCAAGCUUCGCCAACACGACGAACACGACUAGCUCGUCUAACACCCGUAAAGAGACGACUGUGAGUCCCACUGGGGUUCAUCCCGCUGCGAAUGCUAAUGCGGCCCGCAGGAGUUUAUGGUCUUCACUGCAGGUGGCCGCCGCCCGCGCAGCCGGUCCACUCGUCUGCGUGGUGUCGUGUCUCAUUCUGUGGAUGGGCGGCCAGCCGCUGUGGGCCCUCGUCGCUGUUCUGCUGCUCGCCGCACACACCGCCGUUCGCGCCGUCGCCAGUGCAAGGGCGAUGGCCGCGCUGCUCCUCAACAACGUUGUGCAGCAGCCGGCAGAUGUCGCCGCGUGUGAACGUGCCCUCCGCGCCGUGCGGCUCACGGACGGUGUACUGUUAGUGCAGUCAAGUAUUGUGUGGGAGGUCGCUCCAGGCGAACGUAUGGCACUUGUAAGAUUGCGUAUCACUUCAGAUGCAGAUCCCGCCGCGGUCUCUGCAGCCGCCCGGUCUAUUCUCGCUGGUAUUGCAACUCACGUCUUUGUGGAGGCACGUACAACCCAAGAUGAUGAGGAUGAUGAUGAUGAUGAAAAUAGCGGAAAUGACUCGUACUCCUCAUCUGCGCAUCAUCAUCAUCACUCUCAUUCUCAUUCUCAUGCUCAUUCUCAUUCUCAUGUUCAUCAUAACGGUGAGGGGCAUGAUCAUGAUCAUGAUCAUAGCCAUGAACAUCAUGGAGAAUGUACACUGGAAAUGGAACAUCUAACAGGGAUGAAUGAAGACCUUUCUAGUAUUGGUCGGUCAGGUGGCGAAGUGGCUUCUUCGGCUUCUAUUGGUGGAGAAAUGAUGUCUUUUCCGCAACCACCUAAGAUGUCUGCAGCAGAUCACACGGAACAGCAGACAAGACUGAGAGGAGCGGCAGUUGGAGGUAAUCUUCACACAACGAAAGCAACAAAGUCCUUCAACGUUGUUCCUCCACCAUUUCCCAAGCCACCCAUCUAG
Trypanosoma theileri is the source of this 1563-nucleotide messenger RNA. RefSeq lists its product as uncharacterized. Gene Ontology annotation, cellular component: Golgi apparatus. NCBI's taxonomy places the organism in Eukaryota, Euglenozoa, Kinetoplastea, Trypanosomatida, Trypanosomatidae. The record is from RefSeq and is a predicted model, not a curated record. Gene Ontology annotation, molecular function: zinc ion transmembrane transporter activity. The transcript has a single exon. Gene Ontology annotation, biological process: intracellular zinc ion homeostasis; zinc ion transport. The coding region runs from base 1 to 1563 and encodes 520 amino acids.